AUUCAACCCGGGGUACUUCGAUCGUGCGCUACGAUGCCGCGCGAUAUUAUUACUUUGCAGCUAGGACAAUGUGGAAAUCAAAUUGGGAUGGAGUUUUGGAAGCAGCUGUGUGCUGAACAUGGAAUCAGUCCUGAAGGUACACUUGAAGAAUUCGCAACAAGUGAUGCUGAUCGCAAAGAUGUCUUUUUCUACCAAGCAGAUGAUGCUCAUUAUAUUCCUCGUGCUGUGCUACUGGACUUAGAACCACGUGUAAUCAAUACAAUAUUAUCUUCGCCUUACGCUCGACUUUACAACCCAGAAAAUGUAUAUUUAUCUAAACAUGGAGGUGGCGCCGGUAAUAAUUGGGCAGCUGGGUUUACACAAGGUGAAAAACUGGAGGAAGAAGUGUUUGAUAUUAUUGAUCGUGAAGCCGAAGGAAGUGAUAGCUUAGAGGGCUUCGUAAUGACUCAUUCUAUCGCUGGAGGAACAGGGUCUGGGAUGGGUUCAUUUAUUCUUGAACGUCUGAAUUCACACUUCCCCAAAAAACUUAUUCAAACGUAUUCAGUAUUCCCAAAUUUAGAAGAAACUAGUGAUGUUGUUGUUCAGCCUUAUAACAGUUUGUUAACACUUAAACGUCUAACUUUGAAUGCUGACUGUGUGGUUGUUCUAGAUAAUACUGCUCUGCAUCGUAUAGCUACUGAUCGUUUACAUAUUGAGAAUCCAUCAUUUGCACAAAUCAAUCAGCUGGUCUCCAAAGUAAUGUCUGCAAGUACGGCUACACUUCGUUAUCCAAGCUAUAUGAAUAAUGAUUUAAUUGGUUUAAUAGCUCCAUUGACUCCAACUCCACGAUUGCAUUUCUUAAUGACUGGUUAUACUCCACUAACAACAGAUACUGAAGUUCCAACUAUUCGACGAACAACUGUGUUCGAUGUCAUGAGACGUUUAUUGCAGCCAAAAAAUAUGAUGGUCUCCACUCCAACACAGCGCGGUGUCAGUCAUUGUUAUGUUUCUAUACUAAAUAUAAUCCAAGGUAAUUUUCUAUUUAACUAUCAUUAAUCCGUUAUUUACUUUGGUGAUUUUAAUAGGACGGGAAAGAUAAAUGUUCCUCCUGUUUUUCAAAUGCCCGGAAGUUUGUUUCUACUUGUUUGUAACUUUCAUUGUAGCACCAGGGGAUAAUAAUCCUCCAAUAUAGUACUCUUUUUAAAGAUUUUUCUUCCUUUAUGAGGUUGUGAAACUUGAUAGGUAGUAGAGAGAAGCAUUAAAUAACUGUUUAUUCUCACUAAAAGUUUUUUUUUUAUUACGCCAUAGUAGUUUGGUUUGUUUGGUAGGUAUCAAGCCUGGAGUAGUCCUCCAUCUCAAAUUAUGACACACAAACUGGUAAAUCCCUGUAGAGUCGUGGGUGUGCUCCCUGCUGAUGGAUUUCAUAACAUGAUCAAAUAGGAUUGCAGUCCCCUACUUAAUUUUCAACGAUUUUUCCACAUGAAAUCAGUUUUUCUAAAGAACUACCUUUAACCCGGACGAAUUACCUAACUAGGUUAUAGUAAAAUCUUCAUUCUAACUUAAACUACAAGUGUUCUAAGUUUAGCGAACAUGUUUUUCUAGAGUUCCAGUCGUAUUCAAUAAGAUUGCUAAGCCAUUCUUACGAACUCAAUAUGAAUCGGUACAGAAAUGCAAUACUUUAAAAAUUACUUUUGUGUUAACUUGAACUACUGUUUCUGUUCUAUUAUUUCCAUCUUUAUCUGAUAGAAACUUUUGUACCAAAUGGAAUUCACAAUCUCUCUUCUGUGUCAAAAUAUUACUUUAUUUAAGUUGUAAUAAUCAACAUUUAAACUACAUAUAUAGCUAAUUUCUAGAAAUUUCUUCAAAUACUAAUUAUUGGUUAUCUAGAAGUAAUUGAUUAUUUGUAUGCUUGUUUGGUUCAGUUUUUCCCACAUGUAAGAAUUAGAACGCUAUGUGCUUGUAUAAUGAUAAUUCUAUUGAAGAUAUUUGACAAUUUAUCCUGUAUAUUUCUCCAUAGGAGUUCCUCAAUAUCUAUUCCAAAUAAAAAGUGGUUUUGAAUGGUUAGCGAACAUUCAAUUGUGUACAAUUUACCGAGGACUAAGGAUUAAAUACGGUGAUUACAUGGUCAAUUAUUACAAUAUAUAAAAUCACUUAUGAGAUCGCUCAUCCUCUUCACUCUAAUCAACUAAUUUUUUUCGCCUGGACAAUUAUUUUUUUCUCUGUGAUCUGUCACUAAAUCUUAACGAUAGUAUGAGUGUCUUACAAUAUGAAAUUAAAAUGUUAAGUUUCAAUUAAUAGACCUCGUACGUUCGCUUAACUGUCAUGUAACAAUUUAAUUAUUCUAAAUAAUUGUCUGUCCCUUUUAAAAUAGCUUAUCAAAGUGAAUUAAACUUUAGCAAUUGCUAAAUAUAUGGUUUUGCAGUAUGUCGAUCCCCUACUCAAUCCCUUCGUUCCUGAUCAUGAUAAUCUGUUAUAUUACUGACAGUUUGUCUGUAGUGAAGUCUUGUCUUUAACAUUUUUGUCAACUAGUGGUGCUUCCAUCUGAUCCGUAAUUAUCCUUAUUCCUGAUGGCAUAUUUCACGAGUCAGCUUUUAACUAUCUUGACCUGUUUUUUUUCAGGAGAAGUCGAUCCUACUGAAGUACAUAAAUCACUACAGAGGAUUCGAGAACGCCGUAUGGCUCAGUUUAUACCUUGGGGUCCAGCUAGCAUUCAAGUCGCUCUGUCUAGGCGAUCUCCAUAUGUUCAGACACCACAUCGUGUUAGUGGUCUUUUACUUGCAAAUCAUACAAGCAUAUCAACUGUAAGUGUUUACGUGUACUUAUCUUUCAUUUUGUAGCUCUAUAUAUUCGUGUAAAAAAAUCCUCUAUUCGGUUAAUACUUAUUCACAAACUUCUGUUAGUCUCCCUGAUUCUCAACGGUUCCCUUAUUUAUACAAGACUGUUAUUAAAACUAUAACAGGCGUAAGUAAGUAAGUUAUUAAAACUAACGUCAAACUAAACAUUAGACACUGAUUUCUAUUCUAGCAAGAAUAAUUUGAUUACUAGUUACUAACUUUGAGGUGGAUUUCUGGAGCUCAAGUGUACAUUCCACCACCAGGAUAGUAUCAUAAGCUCUCAAGAUUCAAAUUUUGUACUUGAUAAAUCAGUUACAUCAAUCAAAUAUUUGAUGAUCAUUCUCUGUUUUCAUUGGCAACCAAAUAGUUUGAAUUUAUCCGAAAUUCAACAUCCUUGUUUAUUGGACCAGUACAAAACGUAACCUAGACACUAAAUACUUACCAUAGGUUUCGUCUUUAAAUGGUUGCCUAAUUCACAUAUAAUAGAUUAUUCAAAAGUUUUCUAUCUGAAAUAUCAAUCCACUAGAUACAUGUUAUAAAAAGUCUAUUUUAUGUACAACACAAUAAAAUAUAAUUAACAUGUUUAACACUCUACUGGUCAUUUUUAGCACGUGGUUGUUUCACAAGUUACAAAAAUUUGUCAAAUACACUGUUCUAAUGUAUGAAAAAGCAUGGUGAAAUUGAUUUGAAAAUUCUAAUCAUAAAAUAUUUUCGAUAAAAAUAUAAAUUGUACUAAAUAUGACUACCAGUUAGUUAGUUUAGUUUAUUUUUUGAAAAUAUAUGUAUAACAUGAUUUACGUCAUGCGACUGAUCUUACUUAGAUACCCAUUGGAAAACAAAACGUACUAAAUAACUUUUUCGUUCUGGUAUCAGACUCAGUAAUAAACAUUCAUGACUCCGCUGGAUAUGAAACUCCAGGACCUUUAAGUCUUGUGAAAAGUGUUUAACCUUUAGUCCACAGAACCGGCAUCCAAUGGUUUGGAUGUCAAGUUUCAAUCACUUCUCGAUAUCGCACAACCAUCCUCUAAUGUUAUUGGCGGGUUGCCGCUUUUAUUUGCUUGGUUUGUUUUUAUUUUCUAUUUACUUGAGUGGUCAUUUCAAUUAACUAGUCUAUUCAUCUUCUUCCUUUAUCGUUUGCAGCUUUUUCUACGUACCUUAGCUCAGUAUGAUAAAUUACGUACUCGUGGUGCUUUUAUUGAACAAUUUCGUAAGGAAGAAGUAUUUCGUGAUGAUCCAGAAUUAAAAGAAUUUUCUGACAGUAGACAAGUUGUUCAUAAUUUAAUUGAAGAACAUAGUGCAGCAACUCGAUCUGAUUAUAUUCAUUGGGGUGCUCAACGUGCUGCCGCAGUAGCUGCAACGCAAGCAGCGGCUGCGGCAGCUGCCAAUCCAAAUCCUUGAAUCUCUUAUAAGAUAUUUUUUGUACAUCAGUGUUUUUUUGGUUAAAAACUAUUUAGUUACAAAAACUACAUUUCAUACUUUUCAAAUGUAUCUCAACAUUUUUUAAAUAGGUUUGUCUUUUUUAAAGAACCUUUAGUUUUUUUUAUAGGGUUUUUGAGUAAAAAAGAACGCUUCAUUCUGAGCAUUUUUAAACAUAUCAGUAUUCACAGGUUAUGAAGAUAUGAAUGUCCAAACCUGUUAACAAUGUUAGAAUUAAACAGUUUGAUAUCUCUACAUACUUUUUCCUCUAAAAUAGUAAGCAGCUUCAGUGCUAAGAUUUCUUUUUUCGAUACUUUUUAUGAGAUCUACAAUCGAUUAUGUAGUAUUGAGGAGUGAAAUCUUAACACUAUACUGUUUCUAAUUGAUUAACUUUAAUCUAAUAUGAUGCAAAUGAAUGAAGAUUACCUUUGUUAGUACCCUGAGUUUAGUCGUCUUAGAUGUUCAUGAUCUCUAAAAAUGUUUUAAAUGUCUAAAAACAAGAUGAAUAGUUAUUUACUGUCGCGUAUGCACAGUUGUUACGAUUCUACUUAAUUCCCCUGUCAUCAAAAACCAUGUUGCUGGACUACUGUGUUUAGUGCAACAAAACAAUCUCAGUUGUUUGAUACAAGUAGGAAUCCUAACUUUCUUCUAGAAAAUAUUGAUAAUUACUUCUGUUUCCUAUAUCUUAUCAAUUAAAUCACGCUACACUUAAGAAACUGUGUUAAUUAGCUCAUCUAAUUUGUUUACUCCAAAUAUUUCUACUGGCCACAUCAGUGCGAAAUGAGUACGAAAAAAUAAAGUUGUGAACGUUGUU
Schistosoma rodhaini is the source of this 5043-nucleotide messenger RNA. Lineage: Eukaryota; Metazoa; Platyhelminthes; Trematoda; Strigeidida; Schistosomatidae. The record is from the annotation of a GenBank genome assembly.